AUGAAGUCCCAAAUUACACCACUCCUCGCGCUCAUCGCAGCAUCCCUCUCCUCAGCCUCACCCCUAAGCAUCCUCCUACCCCCAAUAUGCCCAACAGUAGGCCUCCCCGCAACGCGCGCCGCCCAAGUCCGCGCCGCAUUCCAGUCCUCCGGCAUAAUCCCCGACAUCCUCACCUCCAUCAACCCCACGACCGAACUACAGGUGCUCUACGGUAACAUCCCAGAGAACCUCGGCAACACCUUCUCCGCUGCGCAAACCCUCCAAGAACCAACAAUCUCCUUCCCCCCCGAAGCCCUCUACCCCCCCUCCACAAAAUACACCUACAUCCAACUCGACCCCGACGCCCCGGGCCCCUCCCUGCCGCUCCUGCGCUUCUACCUCCACCACCUAGUUUACAACCUCCAGCCCUCCUGCGUCUUCGCCCAGUCGCCCGUAACCCAAGCGCGCUACAUGCCGCUGACUCCGCUCUCCGUCGCGCCGCACCGCUACGUCUCGCUGCUUUUCCGGCAGCCCCCCGGAGAGUAUACGCCGCCGGCGCUGAACCUGGUAGAAGACGUCGCCCGCGCGCCGUUCGAUUUGGCGGGUGUCUAA
Colletotrichum siamense is the source of this 591-nucleotide messenger RNA. RefSeq names its product OV-16 antigen. The record is from RefSeq and is a predicted model, not a curated record. Gene Ontology annotation, biological process: regulation of Ras protein signal transduction; regulation of proteolysis. Lineage: Eukaryota; Fungi; Ascomycota; Sordariomycetes; Glomerellales; Glomerellaceae. The coding region runs from base 1 to 591 and encodes 196 amino acids. Gene Ontology annotation, molecular function: peptidase inhibitor activity; phospholipid binding. The transcript has 3 exons.